Molecule: messenger RNA, 1734 nt
Organism: Wickerhamiella sorbophila
Lineage: Eukaryota; Fungi; Ascomycota; Dipodascomycetes; Dipodascales; Trichomonascaceae
Exons: 1
Coding region: 1-1734 (577 amino acids)
Biological process (GO): nucleotide catabolic process
Cellular component (GO): cytosol
Molecular function (GO): hydrolase activity
Source: RefSeq, a predicted model, not a curated record
AUGCUCAAACACUUGCUUCUGGCUUCGCUUGCCACAGCGGCAGUCAUACCAAUUGGAGGCGAGCACGCGUUCAGACAGCCGAAUUCCAAGGAGCCCGUGACACAACCUACCCGGCCGCUGGUUUGGGGCGAUUUCAAUGUUUUGCACACCACAGACACCCACGGAUGGCUGGCAGGCCACCUUCUGGAGGCCAAUUUUGGAGCUGAUUGGGGAGAUUUUGUGACGUUUGGUCAAUUCCUUCGCCAGAAGGCAAGGAAAGAGCACAGAGACCUGAUUGUUGUCGACACGGGGGACCGCCAUGACGGAAACGGUCUUGCAGAUGCCAGUGAUCCGACGGGGGUUUAUGCCGAGCGCAUUUUCAAUUACGGCGAUUAUGAUCUCGUGACGAUCGGCAACCACGAAUUGUAUCGUGGCCACAUUGGGCUUCAGGACCGCAAGAUUGUUGGCAAACAUUUCGGUGAGCGGUACGUUGUUUCGAACGUCGAGGUGCUUGAUCCGACAAACGAGUGGGUCAGUAUGGGCCACAAGUAUCGGAACUUCACGACAGAGGGUGGAAGGCGUGUUUUGGGGUUGGGAUUCCUGUUUGAUUUCGACGGAAACGACAAGAUCGUUUUCAAAGUUACCCCCGUAGCCAGUGAGAUUCAAAAGCAAUGGUUUCAAGAUGUGCUGCAAACUAUCGAGUAUUAUGAUGCGGUGGUGAUCAUUGGCCAUAUUCCAGUUCGCGAUUCCCCCGAGUUCCCUAUUCUGUUUGAUGCUAUCCGGAAAGCUCACCCUACCAUCCCCAUCCUAAUGUUUGGGGGCCAUUCCCAUAUUCGUGAUUUCAGAGUAUACGAUAAGAACGCUGCUGCUUUAGAGGCCGGUCGCUAUUGCGAGACAAUUGGAUGGGCGAGCGCUGAUCUCGAAGAUGUUGGGGAUGAUGGAUUAUCCUUUUCCCGCAGCUACAUUGAUUUCAACACCAACUCAUUGGCGUUCCAUGCAGGAGUUCCCCACGACAAGUUCACCAGCCAUUUAGGGCGUCAGGCCUCGAGUGACAUUACUGGAGCUCGUGCGUCACUCAAUCUCGACCAACGCUUAGCCUGCAUCCCUCAAACGUACUAUACAGACCGUGCUCCCUUUCCGUCGUCAAAGUCCAUUUAUACAUUGUUUGAAGACCACAUUUUGAACUUGCUUGAGCCCAGCCUCGUCGACCGAUCGAACGUCCCUCGUUACACUCUUCUCAACACUGGCGCUGUUCGUUUCGAUAUGUUCAAGGGCCACUACACCAAAGAUUCGGGAUACAUUGUUUCGCCAUUCGCAAACAAGUGGGUUUACAUCAAAAGAGUGCCCAAGCACGUUGCCGACGGUAUUUUGCCGGUCAUCAACCAGGAGGACAAGGUAGUGGCAUCACAUACACGCAUGCUGUCACAAGUUGCAUCUGAAGAAGCCCACGCCGAAAGCGUACAUUCCAAGGGCUAUCAUACGUUUGAUGAUUUGGGAGAUGAAGGAGACGACACAAAGCACAUCCCCUGGAAGUUCUAUCCUUUGCCCAAUGCGAUUCAGGCCAAGCGCAAUGUGACGGAUACAACCACACAUGUUGACCUGGUGUUCCACGACUUUAUGGCGCCUUUUGUUGCCAAAGCGUUGAAGAAGCUGGGCCACCAGCAGGCGUUUAAAGUCAAGCCGUACGGCGGCAAGCACAUUAUCGAACUCAUCCCAAUGCACUUUGGCAGCCCCAGCAGUGAACAGUGCCCGUAG